Poeciliopsis prolifica (blackstripe livebearer) is the source of this 2332-nucleotide messenger RNA. RefSeq lists its product as uncharacterized. The transcript is spliced from 5 exons. The record is from RefSeq and is a predicted model, not a curated record. The coding region runs from base 219 to 842 and encodes 207 amino acids. Gene Ontology annotation, molecular function: zinc ion binding. NCBI's taxonomy places the organism in Eukaryota, Metazoa, Chordata, Actinopteri, Cyprinodontiformes, Poeciliidae.
UGACGGCGAGUGCCAGCAGAAAUGCAGGGGUGAGAGGCUCUGUUUUCACACAAGAAUCAGUCCAUAAAUUCUCAUCUGUGCGUGUGUGUGUGUGUGUGUGUGUAGCUGCAGAGAGCAGCAAACGGGAAGUAAAGGAAAGUAUUGGUGUGUGUGUGUGUGUGUGUGUGAGGAAACUCAGAACAGGGUGGAAGAAGUUGUCUCCAAACAAAGAGAGAAACAUGGGCACUGAGUACAAACCACUGUCUUCAGAAUGGUGCAGCAGUGUUGUUGUGGAGACGUCGGAGUGCUUCAUAUGCAGGGACGGCGAACUGAAAACCAGUGACCCGCUGAGGAAUUUCUGCGACUGCAAGACUUUACUGGCUCAUCACGUGUGUCUGUCCACAUGGAUCCAGAGGGGACGUGGGAGUGAAGACAAACUGCGAUGUGUCAUCUGCAAGGCCAAGUACCAGCUGCAGAGGACGUCUCCAUGGCGGUCGGUCAGCUCCCAGUGGAAGAUGUGGCUCGUCCUGAUCACCGUGCUGCUUCUGAUGGGACUGGCGCCUUUCGUGGUCCACAGCCUGAUGACGGCCUUCCAUGACCCUUCACCUCCCAUCACCUUUAAAGUGGCAGCGGCCCUCUUUGGCUUCCUGACGGAGCUGCUGCUCGUCAUGUGCCUGUCGAGUUACCUCAGCGGUCGGUACCGGCAGGCGGAGAGGAGCUCCUUCACAGUUCAGCCAAGAAGCAGACGGGGGGAAUGCUGGGAAAGAUCUGAAGCGUCACCUGCGGCGGGUCAAAUGUCAACCGGCGGAGGAGACGACAAGAACCCGGACGUGGGGAAGAGCGAAUGCCUCGUCGCCUUCUGAAUCAAAAGGGAUCUCACAAAAACCCUGACUCUUUUGGGUGUCGUCUGCUGAAAACAGCAUCACCCACUCACCUCACACUUUGUUCAGAAAGCACAUUUGCACGAGUUGCAAGCCGAUGAUAAGAGAGAGAAAGUGUGUGCGUGCUCGGAGAGAGGAAAAAAAGAGCCUGAAAUCGCUCUCUUUCCUUAAUGAUGCCCACACAGAGACAAUGGGGCGCCGCUCUGAUUAGUGUCACCUGUCCUUGUGCAUCUCAUCAGCUCCAUUAUGGCUCCAUCUCCCAUGCUUCUUGUGCUAAUUGAAUAGCCCGUGAAGUGGUGACGAGGACGGGGGCGAGAGCAACGUCUGUCCCGCUGCUGCCCCACAAAUGAGAGGAACGCUUCCCAGAGAGACACAAGCCGAGGAAACACAAACCAUUAUGAGACAGACAGAAAAGUGCUAACAAGUCACCCUCAUGUUAUAUUAUCAUCAGAUUCGCUCCAGAUUAUCUUCAUGCAGCAGCUACGGCGUCAGCAGCUGCUGUGUAGUUUUUGGGCAUAGCUGCUGAUCCUCAGCCUUCACUUAAAUACUUAAGCAAUGUAUUAGCUUAGCCUAGCAUAACGCAACAGGUUAGACGUUGGGAUAUGUCUUUAUCCAUCAAAUGGGAACAACGUAUCUGCACAGUUCAAGCACCUUUAAGGCUUAUCAACAUAUUCUUUACUUUUUUCACCACUAAAAUGAGGUUAAAGAGAAACUUUGGAUUUUCAGAUGCAAGGAAGGUUGGAAGUUGAAGCUAUCUGUCUUGAGUUAUUAGACAGUUAUUAGUAGGGUGUGUCCUAUUUCAGGGCUUAAGUCCCUUGGAGGACGAGGCCUACCCGGUUGACCAGGAUGUAAAUUUCUUCCAGCCCUUACUUCGGUGUAUAUUGUGUUGCUUGGCAAUCAUUGCAGUGCUAAACAGAAGCUGGUAAAAAAAGGAGUGUGAUUUUUUUUUUUUAAAUUAAAGAACUGAUUGAAUAAACAGUUUUUUUUUGUUUGUUUUUUUGCAAAAAUUAGAUUAAAAAGCAUGUCUAUGCAAAUGAGUGAAGUUUUAACAAGUCAGCUCCUUAAAAUCCUGAGACAUUUAAAGGACGUGGUCUUCCAAAGGAUGCAGGCCUUCCAUCCACAGGAACAUUGCUUUUUUUUUUUUUUUUUUUUUUUUUGUAAGUGAAUGGAUUGCUUUAGAGAGCGACUUGGACUAACACCCAAAGUCAUAAAAUGAUUUUAAGAUUCAGUGAAGCAGCAUCUUUUAUUGGUCCACAUUGCAAAAAAAGAUAUUUCAACAGAGUCCAGAAUGAAUGUGAAUGUGUCAUUUAUACCACUGAUGGAUGGAUGUCAAAAUGUGGGUUAUAUUGUUACCUAUUGUUUGCUUUUAUAAAACAAUAUCUUUCAGUCUACCUAAUCUAUCUGCAUAGGAAUUUGUUCUGUUUGUGAAACGGUUGAAUGUUUUCUGAACCACUAUGUGGAAAAGUUUUUCU